CCCAACACAAACACCUUGUUGGAAUUGUUCGUCACGCCCGCCGCCGGCGAUAGGGGGAGUUUCUGGAUUGUUCAGCUUUGUGGCGAUGGCGAUGCCGCGGUCGCCGGGCGCCGGCUCGCUCCGGUUUCUUGGCCUCCUGAAGCAGCCGGAGGCGGGGCCCGACGGCGCGGCGUCGUUCGAGCUGGACGAGAGCGACGUCCUGUGGCCUGUCGGUGGUGGCGGGGACGACGACAGCGGGUACUGCCCCGCGCCGCCGCUCCCGGAGGGCCCGCCGCGGGUGCGUCGCCGCGCGCACGCGGUGCCGCAGAGCUUCGGGCUGUCGUCGCUGCUGGCCAACGGGGGACGUGGCGACGAGCGUCAGCAGGCUGGAGGAGUGGCCGUGCCUGUGAGGGCGGCGGCGCCGGGGGGCGCCGCGGCGCCGAGGCAGUCGGCGCCGGUGAGGGUGCCGAUGUGGCCGGGGAAGGUCGCCCCCGCCGCCAACAAGCGCGCCGAAGAGCCCGAGGACGACUACGACGAGGAGGAGGAGAUGGUGCCGCCGCACGUGGUGGCGGCGCGGCGCCAAGCGCGGUCGUCGUCGGUGCUGGAGGGCGCCGGGCGGACGCUCAAGGGGCGCGACCUCCGCCGCGUGCGCAACGCCGUGCUCCGGCAAACCGGAUUCCUCGACCUCUGAGCUCAAGAUCGAAGCUUUGGUAGCCUAGGCAGCCCCAUGCAUGGCGUGAUCCCAUCCAAUCGCCAUCACCAGAUCUUGAUUAGCCACCCAUUCUCUGCAGCAACCAACCUUCCUCUACUUCUCCGGUGUGACCCCGAAAAAAAAACAAAAUCUUGUCAUUUCAUUCAUCGAUGUCUCAACACCUGAAUUGAAUUCAAUAGUACAUUCAAUUUGAUUGGUCUGGGAA
This is a messenger RNA of Oryza brachyantha (malo sina), 896 nucleotides long. RefSeq lists its product as uncharacterized. Lineage: Eukaryota; Viridiplantae; Streptophyta; Magnoliopsida; Poales; Poaceae. Bases 86 to 670 code for a protein of 194 amino acids. The record is from RefSeq and is a predicted model, not a curated record. The transcript has a single exon.